AUGGUUUUUGGAAGAUUGAUAAUUGGAGCAAGCUUUUUGGUGUUUUGGGUAAUUGCUGAAGAAUAUUUAAAUGUUAUGGAAGCAAUGAUCAAAUUGGAAGAUUAUGAUGUAGCGGUAAUGAACAAUACUGAUGAAAAUUUAGUGAGAGAUAUUUAUUGGGAAAAUAAAGGAUUUUAUAAUGCGAGUUAUGAAAAAACGAAAAAUCAAGGGAAAAUUGAGGAAAAAGUUAUGUAUAUUGAUGGCAAAAAAUUUGAAAAAACUUUGCCUCAGAAAUAUAAGAAGGCGGAGAUUGAUUUUCAAAAUGAGAGGAGUGAAGAUGAGAUGGUAAAAGUAGAGGAUAAGGCAAAAGAUCAGGAAAAUCUGCUGCUAGAGAAGAUCUUGAGCACACUUAAUGAAAUUGAAGUGAAAUUCAAAAAAUAA
Blepharisma stoltei is the source of this 420-nucleotide messenger RNA. The record is from the annotation of a GenBank genome assembly. Lineage: Eukaryota; Ciliophora; Heterotrichea; Heterotrichida; Blepharismidae.